CUGAAAGCCAACCCAUCUACACACAACAUGGGUGUCAAACUUCAGUUUGACGGGCCCUUUGACCCUCUCCGCAUCUCCACAAUUGAGGACGACGACGAGGUCCCUGUGGUAGACGAAGAAGAAGAUGAAGAGGAUUUCGCCCCGCAUGGAGCAGAGAUCACCAAAUAUAAGGCAGAUAACCCUGGACAAAAGCAAACCGCUCAGACGGCGAAACCAGGUAAAAAGGAGAAAAAGGCGAAAAAGACAAAGUCAAAAGAGAAUGACGCACCAACGACCACCCAACCUCCACCAAAGUCUCAGCAAUCCACCGACAAGAAGCCGGAUGACUUGGAAUUGAAUCCUGAUUUCUCUUUUGACGCCGAUGGUGGACUGAAUCUUGUAGGACCAUCACAUCCUUGGGAUUUCACCUCUGUCAAAGCUGCCAUCAAGCAGCAAAUGAAGGAUACAAUUUCAACCACUGUUGAUGAAAAGAUUGAACGAAGACGGGCGAAAGUGAACCGUGCCGCUGAUACUAAGAAGAAGCUUUUGGCGGACGGUGAGAGCCAAGAAGAGGCGGAUAAUGACUUCAUGGAUGACGGGUCAGACGACGAAGAGGUUGCUGACGAUGAGGAAGGAGUGAUUGCCAGCGACUCGCUAGAUGACGACUCAGUAGACGAGAACGCAGAAGGAGAGGAGAUGUUUGAUGAUGGUACUGAUGACGAUGAGAGUGAGGGAGAGCAGGACGACGAAGUUGUCACCACCCAACAUCGGCAUCGCGACAGUGACGAUGAAGAGGAUGAUGAUGACGAGCCCGACGACAUUGUACAGGAAAAGAAAAAGGCAGAAUACUUUGCACCCGCUCCUGAAGCUGAGGAAUCGACUACUGAGGCCUUUACGAGCAUGCGACUCUCCCGGCCCAUUCUCAAAGGCAUCGCCGCCAUGGGAUUUGUCAAGCCCACAGCCAUUCAAGCCCGUACCAUUCCUAUUGCUCUGCAAGGCAAAGAUAUCUGCGGUUCAGCCGUAACAGGAUCUGGAAAGACUGCAGCGUUCAUUAUUCCCGUCUUGGAACGUCUUUUGUUCCGUCCGAAAAACGUUGCCACGACCCGCGUCCUCAUUCUAGUUCCAACGCGUGAAUUGGGUGUACAAUGUCACUCUGUCGCGGUCAACCUAGCGAAAUUUUCUGAUAUUCAGUUUUGUCUUUGUGUGGGUGGUUUGUCAACCAAGACCCAGGAGGUGGAACUGAGGGCGCGACCUGACGUGGUGAUUGCGACGCCCGGUCGACUCAUUGACCACAUCCGCAACUCGCGGUCAUUUAAUCUGGACAGUGUCGAGAUUUUGAUCAUGGAUGAAGCCGACCGGAUGCUUGAAGAUGGUUUUGCAGAUGAGUUGAACGAGAUUAUCAAGAAUACCCCCAAGAGCCGACAAACUAUGUUGUUCUCUGCGACCAUGACGGACAAUGUUGAUGAUUUGAUCAAGUUGUCUCUCAACCGACCUGUAAGACUCUUUGUAGAUAGCACCACGUCCAUUGCAAAUCGUCUCGUGCAAGAAUUUAUUCGUGUGCGUGCACACCGUGAAGAGAGUCGACCUGCCAUUCUUGCCGCCCUCUGUAUACGAACAUAUACAUCAGAAACCAUUGUCUUUUUCCGUAGCAAAGCGGCAGCCCAUCACAUGAAAAUCGUGUUUGGGCUGCUAGGACUGAAGGCCGCCGAACUCCACGGUAACUUGACGCAACUGCAGCGUCUGGAAGCUUUGGAGCAAUUCCGUGACAAGCAGGUCGACUUUUUACUUGCGACAGAUCUGGCGUCUCGUGGUCUCGAUAUUGCCGGUAUCAAAACUGUCAUCAACUACGACAUGCCAAGAAACUAUGCCCAGUACGUUCACCGUAUUGGACGAACAGCCCGUGGCGGCGCAGGCGGUCGAGCCGUCAGUCUUGUCGGAGAAGCCGACAGAAACGUCCUUAAAAUGGCCGUUAAAAACUCUCGAGAUGAAGUCAAGCACCGCAUCGUCCCAUCUCAAGUUGUCCAAAAAUACGAGCGACGCAUUGAGAAAUUCAAAGACACCGUAAAAGAAAUCUACGCGGAAGAGAAAGAAGAAAAAGAGAUGCGUAAAGCCGAGAUGGAAAUUUCCAAAGCGCAGAAUAUUAUGGAGCAUGAAGCGGAGAUCAAGAGUCGACCUGCUCGAACGUGGUUCCAGACUGAAAAAGAAAAGGCGCAAGCAAAGGAGCUUGGCCUUGCGAAACAUCAUGCAGAUUUUGGAAUCGACAGCGAGGAACCUGUCAGUAAAAAACGAAAAGCCGCUUCACAAUUUGAUGAUGAUGCGCCAAAACGAACCUCCCUCUCCGGUCUCUCCCGCAAAAAGAAACGCACCAAACUCGCCCGCGAAGAAGACGCAAAACAACUCGCAACGCAAGCCCGUGUCGCCCGCUCCGUCAAAAAACAAGCCCGCCCCCAGAAAUUGGCUGCUGUUCCUGAACCUCGCACUUUUGUGCCUAAACCCUCUACUAAACGACGGGAAGGAGGGUUUGACAGUGAGAUGGGAGUAAGUAAAAAGAAAACUCCCAAAAAGACUGUGACGAAACAGGAACCUGUUCAAAAGAAGAAGGAACCAAAGAAAUUGGGAAAAGUGAGAUCUGUCAAGGCGUUUAAAUCGAAAUCGAAAUUCAAGAGACGCUAGUGAGGGGGAUUCUUUUUUUGUAUGUAUUUUUGUGAGUUUUUUCUAGUAUGGUUUUUAUAGCGAUGGCAUUGUGUGGAGGUGGAAUUAAAUGUGUGUAGAAACGGGUGCUCGGAAUUAACAUACUCAAUGUUGGUGUAUUACUUACCGCACAAAAUAGUGCCUAGGGUUUGACUUGGAAUUUCACAAGAAUGAAUUGUACACGUAGACAUUAUAAUCAAGGUCAAAAACAUUAUGAAGUGCAAACAUUGGAAAGAGACAGUAGAGAUACACGAUACACAUGAUAUAUUUGCAAAAGACA
Molecule: messenger RNA, 2950 nt
Organism: Spizellomyces punctatus DAOM BR117
Lineage: Eukaryota; Fungi; Chytridiomycota; Chytridiomycetes; Spizellomycetales; Spizellomycetaceae
Exons: 5
Coding region: 28-2652 (874 amino acids)
Molecular function (GO): ATP binding; RNA helicase activity; nucleic acid binding
Source: RefSeq, a predicted model, not a curated record